Dryobates pubescens (Downy woodpecker) is the source of this 3121-nucleotide messenger RNA. RefSeq names its product lipase A, lysosomal acid type (gene LIPA). Gene Ontology annotation, molecular function: hydrolase activity, acting on ester bonds. The record is from RefSeq and is a predicted model, not a curated record. The coding region runs from base 122 to 1315 and encodes 397 amino acids. NCBI's taxonomy places the organism in Eukaryota, Metazoa, Chordata, Aves, Piciformes, Picidae. The transcript has 9 exons.
GUCACCGCGCUCGGGGGGGCGGUACGUAAGCUUCGACGGGGCCCGCCUGUCCCGCCUCAGAGCCGAGUUCUGCUUCGCCGUGGCGAGCCGGGGCCUCCUGCUUGCUUCCCGUAAGGCCAGGAUGCGGGGCCUGGUGGUCGCUUUCCUGCUACAGACCAUCGCAGGGUCGGGCGCAUUCACCAGCGGGAGAAGACAUGUGGACCCCGAAACGAACAUGAACAUCAGUCAAAUUAUUACCUUCAGGGGAUACCCUAGUGAGGAGUAUGAAGUGACAACAGAAGAUGGAUACAUCCUGUCCAUUAACAGAAUUCCUUAUGGAAGAAAAGGUCUGGAGAAGAGCAAAGGUCCGAGGCCUGCUGUGUUUCUCCAGCAUGGUUUGCUUGCAGAUGCCAGCAACUGGAUCACGAACUUGGAUUACAACAGCCUUGGUUUUAUGCUGGCAGAUGCUGGCUAUGAUGUAUGGCUGGGAAACAGCAGAGGGAACACCUGGUCCAGGAAACAUAUACACUACACGGUGAAGCAAGAGGAAUUCUGGGUUUUCAGCUUUGAUGAAAUGGCUAAAUAUGACAUUCCAGCCUCAGUGGACUUCAUUUUGAAGAAGACUGGCCAAAACCAAAUAUUUUAUGUUGGCCAUUCACAGGGCACCACAAUGGCUUUCAUUGCUUUUUCAACUUUGCCACAGCUGGCUAAGAAGAUCAAAAUGUUCUUUGCCUUGGCACCAGUAGCUACAGUCAAGUUUGCCACUAGUCCUCUGGUAAAAUUGGGAGUGUUUCCUGACAUGCUACUCAAGGAUAUGUUUGGAAAGAAGCAAUUCCUCCCUCAGAAUUUUUUGCUGAAGUGGCUUGCUACCCAUGUUUGCACCCACAGAAUACUUGAUGACCUUUGUGGCAAUGUGUUCUUUCUUUUGUGUGGUUUUAAUGAGAGAAACUUGAAUAUGAGCCGAGUGGAUGUAUAUUCAACACACUGCCCAGCAGGGACAUCUGUACAAAACAUGAUCCACUGGAGCCAGGCUGUGAAGACUGGGGAACUCAAAGCUUAUGACUGGGGAAGCAAGGCUGCAAAUAUGGCUCACUAUAACCAGUCUACUCCCCCAUUCUACAAGAUAAAGAAGAUGACUGUACCAACCGCGGUGUGGACCGGCGGACAAGACUGGCUGGCAGACCCCAAGGAUGUUGCUAUGCUGCUCACUCAGAUCACAAACUUGGUUUACCACAAAAACAUUCCAGAAUGGGAACAUCUGGAUUUCAUCUGGGGCCUUGAUGCCCCUUACCGCAUGUAUAACGAGAUAAUUAACAUGAUUAGGAAGUAUCUCUGAACCUGCAUGGUGUUUCAGAGUGUCAGUUCACCAGGAAUCCACCUCUCUGGGACAUGCUUUUCUGGCAGCAAUGCUACACUGGGUUUUUAUCAUGCAUUUUUAAAAUGCCGGCAACGACUGCUGAAUUGGAUUCAUAGUUGGUUUGUUUUUCUCAGUAUUACUUCUCUCUCCUGCAGAAACCCUCGAUGUGUCCCUCUGAUUUUGCACACAGUACUUAACAAAACAGCAGUGUGGUUUUGUUCAAAAGGAGUGUAUCAUGCGUCCGUAAAUGUAGUGACGUGUCUGAAAGACGAGAUAAUCCAUUCAGCACCUCCUGUGCUUGAUGAUUAAUAAGUAUUUCAGUGUGCAUGGAACACUGCCAUCAUCUGUCAUUUCUGAGUACCUUGUGGAAGUACUUCUUGUACUGCAGUGAUCCAUUUGGUGUUGGUACUUUCAAAAGCACUUAGUGACUUUUUUUGGGUGGUGUUAUUUUAGCCAUCGCUUACAAGCUAGCUAUGUCAUAUUACUUUAUUUUUCAAUGUUGGCCAAAAGAACUGUCAUGAAGCCAGAGGUCAUCCCCAUUGUCAGGAUGCAGUCUUCUAUUUUGGGACUGAUGUAUUGCUACAUUUUUCUUGAUUUAAUGGUGUCCCUGAAGCCUUUUGUGUUUCACAAGCCAUCUAUGAAUAAAGAUUGUUGCUUGCCCAUGAAGAUUCCUGGAACAAGAGAAGCAGUUAAAAGAAAUAACCACUUUCACUUAGGUUUGUCAAUAGAUUAUGGCUUUCAAGAAGAAUGAUGUAAUAUACUCAUGUUUUGUUUUCUUUGCACUGACCACUAGAAAACAAGCGGGUGAGGGAAGAGCCAAAGCACUGAUUCUAUAGCUUGAGCCACUUAAUUUGCCAAUGGACUUCUCUUAAUCAUCUGCUGCUUUGAAGAUCUAUUUACUUCUUAGCUACUCAUGUGGUGCUUGCCACCAUGGUGUUCAAGAACCACACAACACCCUUGUGAAGCCUGACAGUAUUAAAGGCAGUUUUCAGUUGUCUCCAUUUCAAUUCAGAAUGGGGCUAAGCCCUCAUUUAGUGGGGCAGAUGAUUCACAUCAUCUUUAGGGAACUGACUUUGGAGCUGUAAUUCUGUAGUAUAGGUGCCUUGCUCUUUCCAUUGACUAUGCAGAGGACUGCGCUCCUCUGCUUUGCACAAAAGUUCCAUACCAAAUGUUGAUGUAUGAGCAACCUCUCGAGUCAGUUGCCUCUCUUCAGGUGAUCAUCUCUGUGCCAUGGUUGGAUUCAACUCAGAUUUUUGUCUCUAAUCCAAACAGAAUUACAAAAAUCUUUGCUACAUGGCAUAGCAAAUAGUGCAUUUUUAAUCGAGGAAAACUUUUUUGUUUAAAAAAAAAGAAGUGCAAAAAGAUACACAAGCUGUAAAUUAGGGUUUGUUGGUUUGAAUUUGUAUUGGUUUUUUUAAUUGAGACUCAGAGAAUCCUCAGGCUGUGUUAAGGAAAAAGUGGUUCGUGGUAUUUCAGUUGCAAUUCCUAGCAGGACUUCUGUUUUCUUUUAUAACAGCCAUACUUACUUCAUCUUGCUGUGCUGAAAGGAAGUAUGUGUAGGAAUCUGAAGUGGCCAACAUAGCAGUUGUGAAGGUAUGUGAUACAGCAAGAGCUAUGUGCAUCACGAAUACUAAGCUUGAGAUCUUUCAAUAAACAUGAGACCUGCUUGGAGUUCAGAGCCUUGUGUUGUUUCACUUGUUUCAUGAAUGCAUGUGACUCUCUGGGGCAGAAUCCUGUCAGCUGAGCCUGGUUUUCACAAAUACUUAUGCAUAGAACAGGUACAAU